Messenger RNA from Manihot esculenta (cassava), 1019 nucleotides. RefSeq names its product mitochondrial inner membrane protease subunit 2. Bases 270 to 779 code for a protein of 169 amino acids. Gene Ontology annotation, molecular function: serine-type endopeptidase activity. The transcript is spliced from 5 exons. Gene Ontology annotation, cellular component: membrane; mitochondrial inner membrane peptidase complex. Gene Ontology annotation, biological process: mitochondrial respiratory chain complex assembly. The record is from RefSeq and is a predicted model, not a curated record. Lineage: Eukaryota; Viridiplantae; Streptophyta; Magnoliopsida; Malpighiales; Euphorbiaceae.
GUUUACUGACCUAACUGUCGUUUUCUCUCUUUCCUUGCCCCUUCCCAAUUCCCAUUCACUUGAUCACUUCCUGUCCUUUCACCUCCGAUUUGUUUCUGUAGCGUUUGCCGUCAUUGGCGCUGUUUCCGUCAUUAUCCUCUCUGGAUUGUUUGCUUGUUGGUGGAGAGGCUUUUUGAGGAUUGUCUCUUGCACGCUCGUGGGUUUUCUACGUGUUCUUCCUUUGGUAGUGAUGGGAGCAAAUUUUCACCUAACAUGCAUCUAGGGCCAGAAUGGGAUCUCGCAGCUUUUUGUGGAGUUUGGCAAAGAAUUACUUCACAGUUGGGCUCAUAGGGCUUACCAUUUCAGAUCGAUAUGCUAGUAUUGUUCCAGUGCGAGGCAACUCUAUGUCUCCCACCUUUAAUCCCCAAACCAGUACCUUUUUGGGAUCAUCCGAUGAUGACUAUGUCCUGUUAGAGAAGUUUUGCCUUCAGAAGUACAAAUUUUCACAUGGUGAUGUGGUAGUAUUCAGCUCCCCAAGUAAUCACAAGGAGAAACUCAUAAAGCGAAUUAUAGGCUUACCAGGUGACUGGAUUGGCACUCAUUCACAUGAUGUGAUCAAGGUUCCAGAAGGACAUUGUUGGGUUGAGGGAGACAACUUACUUUCUAGCAUGGAUUCAAAAUCUUUUGGCCCGAUUCCUUUGGGGUUAAUUAACGGCAGGGUUACCCACAUUGUAUGGCCUCCGCCGAGAAUGGGUGGGGUUGAGACAAGAAUCCCUGUGGGCAGAUUUUCUUCUAAUUAAAUUUCAAUGGUGGAUUAACUUUCCUCUGGCUCAAUGAUUGCAGCAUUUUUUUUUAGUCACAGUAGGUAUUGCUCUUGGCUCAUUCAUGAUGUUGUUUGAAUAGGAACCAAAAUUAAUGGUUAUGUACAUUUUUUAAUAAUAAUUAUCAUUGUUGUACUCGUUAUUGUCAAUUUUUCUGGCCUAAAUGGACCAGAUUGUUUUGUACACUUGGACUAAUAAUAUAUUUCUCGUUGCCUAUAA